Messenger RNA from Cladocopium goreaui, 4275 nucleotides. NCBI's taxonomy places the organism in Eukaryota, Dinophyceae, Suessiales, Symbiodiniaceae. The record is from the annotation of a GenBank genome assembly.
AUGACUUUGGAGCACCCCGUGACCCGACUCGUCCCCGCCUACGCCGCUGUCGUUCUGGUUGCCGCGAUGGCCUCGCCGGUCGCGGCGGAACUGUUCAUCAACGAGCUGUUCUUCGACCCGGGCGGAGCCGGGUUCGACCAACGCGACGAGUUCAUUGAGUUGCGAGGCCCGUCGGGCAUGUCGCUUGACAAUCACUACCUGAUCUUCCUCGAGGGCGAAGACAACGUCGCCGGCACAGGCGGCGCGGGCACGAUCGACAACAUCUUCGAUCUCAGCGGUCAGUCCCUCGGCUCGAACGGCUUCUUGGUCUACCGGCAGGCCGGCAACCUGGAGGGGGGCGCCACCGAUUCGGGACCGAGCCGCUACUCGGUCGUUCCCAGCGCGACCGACCUGAUCAACACGGGAACCGGGCCUGGAUACGGCUCGGGCUCGGGCAGCACGAUCGGCGCCUCCGACUUGGGCGACGAGGGCACGAUUGAGAACGGCGGGACCACGGCCAUGCUGAUCCGCAACGACUCGGGCUCCGCCCCGGUUCUGGGCGAUGACCUCGACGAUGGCAACGACGGUCUCGACGACCCGAACGGCCAAGACGGGUGGACCAUCCUCGACGCGGUCUCGUACUUCGAGCCGCUGGAGACCGUCUUCGGUCGCGCCUACGCGCCGAUUGUCUACGGCACCGAGGAACUUGGGUCGCUCGUCUUCUUCGAAGGCGGCAUCCGUGAGAUCGACCCUGGCCUUGAGCCGGGGGCCGAGUACGUCGCGGUGGGGUACGAGAUCGAGUACGUGGGGCGGUGGGGCAACUCGACGGGCCAGACCAACGCCGACUGGCACGCUUCGAACCUGACGGACAACACCGGCUCCGGCGCGAUACCAGAAGCGCAGCUGCCUCCCGGUUCGCCGAUCGACUUCCGCCAGUCGUUUACCGGCGACCACGGCGAGUUGGCCAGCGGCGACCCGAACACGCCCUCUUCGCAGCCGACGCCCGAUCAGGGCAUCCUGGAGAGCAACCAAGGGGUCCCCUACGGCACGCGUCUGCUAACCAACGUCGGCGGCCCCAACUACCUUACCGGCGACUACAACGGCGACGGCGUCGUCAACGCGGCGGACUACACGGUCUGGCGAGACACCGAGGGGACGCUCGGCAACGAGACGACCCACCCGGCGGCGGAUCACAACCACGACUUCCUCGUCAACGCCGACGACUACGCCAACUGGGUCAACGCGUUCGGCGACCCCGCCGGCGACGCGAACGCCGUAGCGGUUCCCGAGCCGGCGAGCGCCGUGUUGCUGGCGCGCCAGCACCGGCUCGCCCGCUUCGACGUGGCGGAUCGUCUGGUAGCCGAACGUCGAGAACGUCGUCAGCCCGCCCAACAGGCCGACCGUCACGCCGACGUGCCAAGUCGCCGGCUUCGCUUGGGCGAGCCACGCUUCGUGCAUCAACAGCCCCAGCGCGAAGCAGCCGACGACGUUGACCAAGAGCGUCGCGUGGCCGAACCGGCCGCCCCAAAGCUCCUGGCACGCCAUGCCCGCGCCGUGACGCAGCAUGGCCCCGGCGGCGCCUCCCAGAGCGACCGCGGCGAGUUGCUCACCCCCGCCUCGUUCUCUUUCGGUCGCUUCAGACCGGAUAAGUGGACUUUCCCGAACGCGCGCCAGAGGCAGCGAGCGAUGGAGCAGAAUCGGCAAUUCGAGAUCGUCCCCGCGAUGCUGGUCGCGUUGGCGUGGGGCGCGCUGGGACUCACCGUUGUGGCGGUGAUCGGAUCGGGCGAAGUCGCCGAGUCGGUGGCGACGGCGCCGCCGACCCGCACGCACGCGCCGCUCCGCUGGCCGCUGGCCGAGUUGCCUCCGCUCGAGACGCCCGACCUGCAGCUCGCCGAGGAGCCGUCAUUCCUCGAAGGCUGGGCGCCGCAGCCCUUGGCGAUCGGUCUCGCCGUCGCCCCGCCGAUCGACCGGGACGCGACCGACGCUCUCGUCACAACGCCGCUGAUCAGCAAGCGAUCCGCCCACGCCGCGCGGCCAUCACUCAAGCGCGGCCCGGUCGCUUACCAAGGUCGGCUCGUCGUGAUGACGCCAUCCGAGCCGCGUUGGCGAGCCGGCGACCGAGCACGGCUGGUCGUCACCUCGCGGAUGCGCGCCCAGUGGACGAUCGCGGGGAUCGACUCGGUCGAGUUGGCUCGCGCCGCUGGCCGGAUGAUCUCCGAGCCGGACUACCGGACGCCGGCUGAAUGGGCGGUCGCUCGAUUGCAGCAGGCCAGCCGGUGGCAAGCGGACGCGGCGGGCAAGACCGCGGCGACCGAACCGUCGCGGCCCGCGCCGGCGCGGAGCACCCUGUUGCUCGCGCCGCCGAAGACCGUCGCGCGUAAGCCGGUGGUCCGCGACCGUCGGCCGGUGACGACGCCGAUCGUCGUCCCGACCAUCUUGGAGUACCUCUCCAACGCACCGAGCGUCGACUUCCCGACGCCGCGCGCCCUGGCAGUGCAGCUCGACCGCGUCGCCGCAGACCGCGACCUCGCGCCGUGGGCUUGGGCCACCGCCUACCGGCUGCGGACGCUCGGCGCGACGCCGGCGGGCGACGAGCUGGCGAUCGGUUCGAACUUCGCGGCGCUUGUCAACGCGGUGGCUGACGCCCGGGUCCGUGCGGAGCAGCUCCGCGAUGGCGCGUCUGCUACGGAGCUGCGACGGGCGGCUUACGCGAUCGAUCGUCGCGUCGCCACGUGGCGGCCGAGCCAAGAGCACGCCGUCACGCUCGCGAAGCGCGGCGUCCUGCCCGCUGACCAGCUCGCCAACGCUCGUUGGGCGUCGCGAGGCGAAGCCUUACCCCGCCUGACGGACGCGGCCGAUGCGGCGCCGCUUCGCGUCGCCGCGCGGCUCGAGGCGUACGAGGCCAGGCCGUCAUACCGUCUGGCGAAGCUGGUCGCCACGGACGCGGUCCGACUCGCCCAGUCGAGCGACGCCGAGGCGGUCGAGCUCUCCCGCGCCAUCGAGACGAACUAUCGCAACGCCAACGUGCGGGUGGCGAUCGCCGCGGGGCUGAUCGAGCGGCUCCUGCCCGCCGCCGAGCCGACGACGAGUCCGGUCCGCGACCGCAUCGCCGGCACGCUGGUGACCGGCCGCUCGACGACGCAGUCGCAACUCGGCGUGGAGCUGAUCCCGGACGAGGCGGCCUGGCGGAUCGGCUUCGCGGCCGAGGGGAACGUCAUCGCCCGAACCGCCUCACACGGCCGGCCGGCGCGGGUCGUUAGCCAUGGCGUGACCCGGUUCUCGGCCACCAAGCUCGUCGUGGUGUCCCGCGAGUCGCUCGACGCGAUGCCGUCGGUGGUCGAAGCAACGAGCGCGUCGCCCCGCUUGGUUGGUCUGUCGACGAACUACGACCGGGUCCCGGUGCUGCGGGACUACGCCCGUUCCACCGCUCGCAAGGAGUACUCCAGGCUCCGCGGCCGCGCUCGGGUCGAGACGCAGGCCAAGGUCGAGCACCGCGUGCGUCGCGAGCUGGACAACCGUGUCGCCGAACAGAUCGCCAGGCUCGACGCCCGGUACGAAGAGGCCGUCCUGUCGCGGGCCGAACGACUGGGGCUCCGCGUCGAACCGCUCGAGAUGCGGACCACCGACACGCGUCUGAUCAGCCGGCUGCGGCUCGCCGGUGACCAGCAGCUUGCGGCCCACACGCCACGGAUGCGGGCGCCGUCGGACAGCCUGCUGAGCGUGCAACUGCACGAGUCGACGCUCAACAACGCCCUGGAAGGCCUCGAGCUAGCCGGCGCCCGGCUGACGCCGGAGCAGCUCCGCGAGCGGAUGGUCGAGAAGCUGGGCGUCGAGCCGCAGCCGGCCGACGAGAAGGUCCGAGCCAUCCUCCAGUUCGCCGAGGUCGAGCCCGCCCGCUUCAAGCUGCAAGACGGCCGCGCCGAGUUGGUGCUCUCGUUCCGCGAGCUGUCGGUCGCGCGGCGUCGCCACCGCGACUUCAAGGUCCACGCCUUCUACCGGCCGGUGGUCGAUGGCGUGAACGCCACGCUCGUGCAAGACGGCACGCCGCACAUCGAAGGCCGCCUCCGCACCGCCAGCCGGAUGCACCUGCACGGCGUGCUCGGCAAGGUGCUCGCGAAGAGUGAGCGGCUGCCGUUGGUCGCGGUCGGCCCCGACACGCCUGAUCAGGUCGCCGCGGCGCUCGUGGGCUUGUCGACCAACCAGUUCGUCAUCGAAGACGGCUGGCUCGGCUUGGCGAUCGGCCCGACGCGGCCCUCCGACCGCGUCGCCUUGCAAGUCGGCCGGUACGUCCGCUGA